AAGUGGGGCAAACGCGAACGCGCGCGCGCGUGUCAGCUGCCAACCAAGAUGGCGGCGGCGCGGACGUCAGUAACGGGAGCUGCAUGAAGACCUAACGGUUGUUCUCCGGGAGGAACCGAGCGGCUGAGCCGGGGCGACCCGCCCCUCUGUGUUGCGAACCGGGACCCGAGCCGACCCACCGACGGGGAGCCGAACGUUCACACACCGGCCGCCUGUUGGCGGUGAUGGGAAACAAUGGAGGACAAAGGCCCCCGUGUAGCCGACUACUUUGUGGUAGCCGGUCUGACGGACCCCUCCAAGCCUUUGGACCAGGAGAUCCACUUUGAUGAUGUGUGCCACAAGACUGCAAAGCCCAAAGCUCCCGUCACAGACGUGGCUGUGGUGAUCCGGUCUUUGGGCGAGGAAGCCCCCCCGGGGUUCACCUGCAUAGAGACCACACCAACCGGCCAAUCAGCGGAUCUGAACAACGGAGGGCUCAUGGCGCCUCAGAUCUUCCUGUGCUACAGGCGAGGCCGCGACAAGCCGCCACUCACGGACCUGGGGGUGCUGUUUCAGUGGAAGGAGCGGCUGAAGCAGGGCUGCCACCUCAUACAGACCACGCCCUUCGGACGCUCGGCCAACAUCAGCGGGAAUUCAUCCCAACGCAUUUACAUCACCUACCGCCGGGCUCCUGAUAGCCAGCCCCACGCUGCCCUGGCCGUCACAGACAUCUGCAUCAUCAUCCCCAGCAAAGGGGAGACGCCUCCACACACCUUCUGCAAGGUGGAGAAGAACCUGAACAGCAGCAUGUGGGGCUCCUCUGUGUUCCUGUGUUACAAGAAGUCUGUGGCUAAAACCAACGCGGUGGUGUAUAAAGCAGGGUUAUUCAGCAGAUAUCCAGAGGAGGACUACGAGUCUUUUCCUCUUCCAGAGUCCGUCCCUCUGUUUUGCCUUCCCAUGGGGGCCAUCAUUGAAUGCUGGCCAGCAAACACCAAAUACUCGCUUCCCAUUUUUUCCACCUUUGUCUUCACCGGAGCGUCUGGAGAGAAGGUUUACGGCGCUGCCAUCCAGUUCUAUGAGCCCUAUCCGCCGGAAUGCCUGACAAACCAGCAGCUCUGCCGGCUGGGCCUUCUGAGUGCAGAACAGCUUUCCAACACGAACCCUGCCGGUUCUAGCUGCUCCGUCCACACCAACAAGUGCAUCUGCCUGCUGUCCCACUGGCCCUUCUUCGAUGCCUUCCGGAAGUUCCUCACAUUCCUGUAUCGAUACUCCAUCUCCGGCCCUCAUGCCCUGCCCAUCGAGAAGCACAUCUCCCACUUCAUGCACAAAGUUCCCUUUCCUUCGUCCCAGAGGCCUCGCAUCUUGGUCCAGCUUUCUCCACAUGACAGCCUGAUGCUGAGCCAGCCUGCUUCCUCUCCAUUACCACUCAGCGGAGGACGCUUCUCCACGCUGCUGCAGAACCUGGGACCCGAGAACGCCGUCACCCUGCUGGUGUUCGCCGUCACCGAACACAAGAUCCUGGUUCACUCGUUACGGCCGGCGGUGCUGACCAGCGCCACAGAGGCCUUGGUGUCUAUGAUUUUCCCGUUCCACUGGCAGUGCCCUUACAUUCCCCUGUGCCCCUUGGCCCUGGCUGAUGUGUUGAGUGCCCCCUGUCCGUUCAUAGUGGGGGUGGACUCGCGCUACUUCGACCUGUAUGACCCUCCUCCCGAUGUGAGCUGCGUGGACCUGGACACAAACACCAUCUUCCACUGUGAAGACAAGCGAGGCCUCACAUGGAAGAUCCUGCCAAAGAAACCCUGUAAGAACCUCCUGAAUGUUCUAAGCAGACUCUACCAGGAGCUGCUUGACGGUCAGUGUCAGCUUGAUGGGUUGCUGGAGCUGAGCAUGAGCGAUUCCCCGGAGCUGAGCUGUGGGAAAAGUCUUCACACGCUGGAGCUGGAGAUUCGGGAAGCCUUCCUGCGCUUCAUGGCUGCUAUUCUGAAGGGUUACCGUUCUUUCCUCAGACCCAUAACCCAAGCACCUUCAGAGAAAGCAACAGAUGCAAGCUCUCUCUUCGACCUGCAAGGGUUUCUGAAGAGCCGUGACCGCUCUCAUCAGAAGUUUUACUCUCUAAUGACCAAAACCCAGAUGUUCAUCCGCUUCAUCGAGGAGUGCUCGUUCGUCAGCGACAAGGACGCCAGUCUGGUCUUCUUUGACGAAUGCGUGGACAAAGUGGACGGGGAGAAGCUGGAGGACGCCCGGCUGAUAGAGACGGAUGAGUCCCAUCGCAGCGAGCACACCGUCUUCAUCACACCCCCAGAGCUGCCCCCCCUCCCUGGGGUGGAGGAACACCCCCUGUGCUACAGGUACGAUGGCUUUCCCGUGCUGAGCCUGGACCUGUUUGAUCCCGUGGCCCCCACCCCGGACGGCCUGCAAGCACCCUCGUCCCGCCUGUCUGCCCGGCACAGCUGCCCCAGCAGCCCCGCCCCCAUGUUCAGACGCACCAAGCAGGAGAUCAGGUCGGCCCAGAAGAUGGCUAAGAAGUACUCCUCCAUCCCUCAGCUGUGGUCCAAGUGUCUGCUGCGCCACUGCUACGGGCUGUGGUUCAUCUGUCUGCCCGCGUACGUCAAGGUGUGCCACUCCAAGGUGCGGGCGCUCCGCUCUGCCUACGACGUCCUGCGCAAGAUGCAGACGAAGAAGCUGCAGCCCCCCGAUGAGGUCUGCUACAGGGUGCUCAUGCAGCUGUGCGGGCAGUACGGACAGCCGGUCCUGGCCGUCAGAGUGCUCUUUGAGAUGAAGAAGGCCGGAGUCCACCCCAACGCCGUCACCUACGGAUACUACAACAAGGCGGUGCUGGAGAGCACGUGGCCUUCCAGCAACAGAGGAGGGUACUUCCUGUGGAUGAAGCUCAGAAACGUGCUCCUGGCCGUGGCUCAGUUCAAGCGAUCCCUUUCCCGGCCCGCACUCCUCACCCAGAGCCCGCUUUCAGAUGUCAGUGACCUGGAUGCUGUGAGUCACGGCAGCCUGGAUAGUUCUGCUGAUCCGGGUCCGUCCGCCGCCGAUGACAGGUCCAGUACAGUUGGUGGUGGGGGUGCCAGGUCCAGGGGGGUUUAUGAGCUCAGAGAAGCCCCUCUCCAUGAAGGAGAUCAGUCUGAUCUGGGCUACAACUCCCUGUCCAAAGAGGAGGUGUGGAGAGGGGCAGCGCCUCCCCAAGACAGCAGGAAGGAGAGCGACUGCAGCUCCCUGUCAGAGACGGAGAGCUCCAAAGGAAGUAGGGACUGCCUCCCCCAGCUGGACGCGGAUCCCUCCUUCAAACCUCGUGGGAUCGUCCGCAGCAGCUUCCCGUACGAGUCCUCCUGUAAACCCAGGAGCUGCAGCGGUUCAGGUCACGUGGCGGGUCUGCUCUUCACCGCCUCCCUGGAUGACAUCGGCGAGGUCCACAGCAACACUUUGAUCAGGAGGCACAGGAGCGCCCUGGAGGAGGCGGUCGCCGGCUUGGCGCUGGAGCGGCCGGUUGUGAGGGGCCGCCACCUCAGUGGGGACACUGAGAACGGCGGCGGCGGUGGGAACACCCUUCUCGGUGGUGGAGCCAGCCAAAGUGAAACUGGUCCAGAGAAGAAGGGGGGACACUUGGGGGGAAAAACCCAAAUAGUCUCGUGUGUGAAGCUCCACAGUCCUUUGGCUGGGGGGAAGUUGGAAGGAUCGGCUUCUACCGGGCGGUGUCCCAGGAGUCUGGAAGAGGGGCGGGACUCCAGCGAUGAGGACAGGAACAACGCUGAGGCCAUUUUUGAUUUUGAGGAUCUGGAGCUAGACGCAGUAAAACCGCCCGUCAAACGCAGCAUCAGCUGCAGUGGCGUGACCGCCUCAGUCGGCAAGGGGACGGUCAAGCGCACCGACAUCCAAACGGGUGACGACCCUCUUUCUGUCCUGGCAGCAGAGUCGGAAAGCGGGCGCCCGGGAACGGCGCCACGGGGGGAGGAGCUCGGAGCGCUGAGAGCACGCAGAAACCUGGCCAGGGAGAUCGAGCUGUACCUGAACCAGCUGGACAGCCCUCUGAGCAGCCGCACCCCCAGCCUGGACCUGCAGGACCUCGCCAGCCCCCCCCUCCUGCACCCAGCCCCAAACCCCGCCUUCCGUAGGUCCAGUCUCCCCUAUGGCUCCCCCUGCAGGACUGUGGAAAUGCCACGCUCUCACACUUUUCACCAAACGUCACCUGCCCAACCCAUCUCACCUCAGAGUCCGUGGACCCCCCCCCUCAGUCAGAGCUCCAGCACCGGCGCGAGCCCUGGGCCCAGCCCCUUCCAGGAGAGGGCUGACAGGAUGGGCCUGGUGUCGGCCUCCUCCUCCUCUUUUGCCCUUGACACCCUGCUCACGCCGAGCCUGGACGUGUUCAAGACCGGCGUCUUCUCUGCUGGGAGGGGCGUGGCUGAUAAGGCCAGCCGCUGGUACUCCCGUUUUGCCACCUACACCGCUCCAACCAAGGACGGCCACAGCGACAGCCUGAGCGUGUCCUCCCUCGACAUCGGAGACCUGGACUCCCCACCUCUGCUGGAUGAGGACGAUUGUAAGGAGUCCAAGAUGUCAGUGGUCUCUCCUCUGAACAGUGGUCCAGUGGGGCCCCGCAGGAGCCCCAGGCGGAGCCCCCUUCACAGCAGGCCGCACAGCUCCGCCUCAGACCCCCGCCGUGGCAGACCCACAUCUCUUCCUGCCGGAUGUGUGCUGUCUCCCCCUGACCUCCCGCCGCCGGACAAGUCUGACCUCAGCUCGUCACGCUACACCAGCAACACCAGCAUUUUCAACAGCUGCGCUAUGGAGCUGCUGAUCUCCAGCUGCUCCCGCUGUAAGACCUGCGACUGCCUGGUUUAUGAUGAGGAGAUCAUGGCUGGCUGGACUGCCGACGACUCCAACCUGAACACCACCUGCCCCUUCUGCGGAAACCCCUUCCUGCCUUUCCUCAACGUGGAGAUUCGGGACAUGCGAGGACCUGGCAGGCUUUUCUUGAAGGGCAGUCCCUCUGUGGACGAGGCCAUGACGUCCUCAUACUCCACGGGCAUGGACACGGAGACUUCUACCGCGUCCACGCCAUGCCCCACAACCGCAGUCUCCCCUCCCUCCCCCAGCACAGCCGCACUGCAAGGAAGCUUUGACAGAGCUCCGGGUAUCAGCAUCCCCACUGAGCGACACCAGGGGGCGCUGUCCUCCUCCAUGACCCGAAGCGUCACCAUCUUCGGUCCUUUAGAGGAAACAUCCAGUUUCAGCCCCCGACUGCAGACAUCCGGCAGCCUGCCCACCCGCCUGAACGAACCAGUGGACCCGCUGAAUGUGGAGUGGAGUGUCCACAGCCCCGAGCCGGUGACGGUUCCCUACCUGAGCCCGCUGGUCUUGUGGAAGGAGCUGGAGAGCCUGCUGGAGAACGAAGGAGAUCCGGUCAUCACCGAGGCCGACAUGGUGGACCACCAUCCCAUCAUCUACUGGAACCUCAUCUGGUACUUCAGACGGCUGGACCUGCCCAGCAACUUACCGGGUCUCGUCCUCACAUCGGAGCACUGCAACAGGGACUCCCAGAUUCCUCAUCACUGGAUGUCAGAGGACAGCAAACAUGUGUUGAUCCAGAUACUGUGGGACAACCUGAAGCUGCAUCAGGACCCUGUCCGGCCUCUCUACAUCCUCUGGAACACCUACAAUGUGGGCUACUCGGUGACACGGCCGGUCCCAGAGGAGGAGAAGGCCUUCAGCGAGGAGGUGCUGCAGAGCGUGGUGAGGAGCAUCCAGAGGAACGACGUCAGCCGGCCGAUGGCUCAGCUGCUGCAGCUGCACAGCCAGACCCUCGGGGUCAGAAGGCAAAGGAGUUUGUACAGAGACAUCCUCUUCCUCUCUCUGGUGGCUCUGGGAAAAGACAACAUUGAUAUUGACGCCUUCGAUCGGGAGUACAAGUUGGCGUUUGAUCGUCUGGCGCCGAACCUGGUGAAGCUGACACACAACUGUGACCGUCCCCCGAGCACAGGCGUCAUGGAGGUUCGGAGGACGUUCGGGGAGCCGUACCUGUGAGGCGUCACGCAGCGGGCGCCAGAACAGCAGCUCAGGAGGGGGGAACGUUUGGGGUGACCUUCAGGGAUGAAGGUCAAGCCUUUCCUAACCUGAUGGCAGACACAUGAAGAACCCUCUUCCUCCACAGGUUCUGUGGGGAUCCUGUGGUGAUGGCAGACACCAUGAAAGAAGUCCUCUGGGAUCAAAACUCAUAGCAGCAAUAUGUGAAUUUCUGUUGCCAGCUUGAUUUCAUUUGCACAGUGCUUUUCUGGUUUGUGUCUGCUGACUCAGCAUAACGUGAAAAAGUGGAUGGCUUCAAAUCGAAGCCGUCUGAGCUUCAGGAGAUGCAGCCUCCAGCAGGAGAUGACCUUUAGUGACCUUUAGUCUGUUCAGCCAAGGUCAACGUGGGAGCAGAAUGGAUCCACAACUUCUCCUGAAGGGACGUCCUCUGCAGCACAGCUACGGUCUAGAUACCAUCAGACCCUAACCGAAAAACACGACAGCUCCUGUGAAGUCCAGUGUAGCACAAACGGACCUUCUGGAGACGUUUUGACCUUAAGUCUAACCACAGAGGGGAACCACGGGCGACUGUUUCACUUUCAAUACCUCCCACCAAACACUUCAGAUGAAACCUCAGAGUAGGAGCUGGAUUUGAACCCCUGAUCUAAUCCUCAUGGGGCAGCUGCUCAACCCAGUCUGAAGGAGGGUAGAUGAGGACUGCCCCCCUCACAGAACCAGCCCCCGUGUGGUGAACUGAUGGACCAAUCCGGCUCCAGCUUUUUUCCAUUUGUCGGGCCUUAAAAGGGAAGACUGUUUACAUUAUUAUUUUAUCUUUUAAGAAAGGUUUAUUUAAAGUUAACAGAAAUGUCUAUGCAAUAGUUUGGACAAAAUCUACAGUCUAAAACUGUCAGUGAUGAUGUCAUUCAGACAAAAGUCAGACUGCAUUCAUGCUGGAUCCUGUGUGACGCCAGCAGCGGUUCUGGGUGGAAAUGGACCCGUGGGGCUCAGCAGGCAGUGGAAGCACUUUGACUAGGAUGUUUCACAGUCAGCACGGCGUCCGCUCUGCUGUUCAGGGGUUGUGAUGGAUGUAUGGAAGCAGAGGUGCAGACCAGCAAACUGCACUGAUCUACCAACAGAGACAGAAGAAGCACAGAGGGCCGCGCUGAGGCAGGUUUGCCCUGAACGGCUGGAAACAGUCCGGCUGAGGACUCAGCGUGAUGUCACUGAUACUCAGUUCAUGUCAAAUCCCAGCCCUUUAGUCCUUUUAGAGGACAGGAGAAGAACCCAACCGUCUCAUCGGCACAGUGGAGCCAGAGUGGAGCCGGCCUUCUGCCUCCGUUUGGUAGACAGUAGAUGUUUGUCUGAAGCUGCUGAAAGCAUCUCCACCUCUGGAAUUCAACAAGAACGUCGAGGAGCCUCAGCAACGUGUCCCACAUCUCAUCUAGGAAUGUGCUGCUUUAGACCUUUAGGACAUUGACCUGAAACUAAUUCUGCUUUAUGUCUCUUGUGUUCUGUCUGAAGUUCCAUACUUUAUGUCAAAUUCAGACUUUAAUCCUCUCAGAUUCAGUGUUUGUCAUCACAACCAGCUUUGAGUUCCUUCCAUGUUUCAAACGGUGGAUGAGGGGGUCACCAGGUACCUGACCUGUGUGGAGCUGAGGCGGGGCUGAACCACUUCCCUUUUCUCAGUAGAAGGUACUUUUCUGCAUCUUCAGCCUGGAUCGUUUUAGUUCAGGCUCUGAAUGAGUUCUGGAGCAUCCCUCAAACGGGACAGAACUGGACCGCUCAGAAACGCUGACACUCAGUACCAGUCAAGUGUUGGACACACCGUCUCAGUCCCGUAGGACAGCAGGUGUUCCACCAACCAAAAGGCGGCCCUGUUUGGAAGAAGACCCUGGGCUGAAGUCCUAGAAGGUCCGAGGAGUCUCAGCCAAGGCUGCGACUUUCACCAAAACUGGAAACGUUAGCAGAUUGCACUAAAAGAGUCCAGGACCUGGAUGAGGAUGAGGAUGAGGAACUCUGUGGAAGGUUCACAGGAUGGAACCGUUUCAGACACGACCCGUCUAGUCCUGUCCUGUUUUAAACCAAGACUGUGAAUAAAGUUAUUUCAAAUUCUCACAGUUGUUUGUUUUGUAGGGACACUGAGGAAAGCCUCCUGACACGAAGCUGGAAGAUGGAGAACAGAGGUCUGGUGCUGCAGAGCGAUGAAAGUCUGAGAUCAGACAGCUUUGAAAAGUCUGGAGUUACUCUGGCAAAUAAAAUUCAUAGGAACAGAAAACAGGGAGGGGCUGAGCAGGAAAAUAAAAACAAAGUGGAAAAUUACUUUUGAAAUACUGUAUCCAGUUCAGCAGGUGGGAGCUGAAGGCCUUUUGGGGUGAACAGAUCUGUUACUAUGGGGGGUGUUGUUGCCUCAGACACAGGAGGCGCAUUUUUGAAUAAACAACUUCCGUAUUUGA
Molecule: messenger RNA, 8441 nt
Organism: Oryzias latipes (Japanese medaka)
Lineage: Eukaryota; Metazoa; Chordata; Actinopteri; Beloniformes; Adrianichthyidae
Product: C-myc promoter-binding protein
Biological process (GO): regulation of Rab protein signal transduction
Cellular component (GO): cytoplasmic vesicle; ESCRT I complex
Molecular function (GO): protein binding
Source: RefSeq, a predicted model, not a curated record